AUGCGCAUGCGUCAAAGGAAACAAGAUGGAGAUUUUCCGCUACAGUUAAUAAGUGAAAGUCCUUGAAAAAGAAAGAUGAAACAGACAAACCCUUGAACGGACACCAAUGUAUUUAAUCUGUAUUGAUUGAAAAGUUUUUGACCCAUGUAAAAAAUAUCAUGUGAUUGCCGUGUGCAUUGAAUUCGUCGUAAAGCCAGCACUCGAUUUGGCAUCAAAAUGUCAUUUUUGUCAAGUUUUAAAAAGCUGCUUGGAAUAGGUGGAGAUGUGUCGAAGAAGAAAGGGAUUGGUGACAGAGACAUUAUUACAGACAAAGACCCUAACCUCGUUUGGGACAUUGUUGGAGAACUGGGUGAUGGGGCCUUUGGCAAAGUAUACAAGGCCGAGCACAGGGAAAAUAAAAACUUGGCAGCUCUCAAACUGGUGGAGAUCAAGGCUGACGAUGAGCUGGAAGAUUUCAUGGUGGAGAUCGACAUACUUGCCAAGUGUAAACAUAAGAAUGUUGUCGGCAUACAUGAGACUUACUACUUUGGUGGAAAGCUUUGGAUGUACAUAGAGUUCUGUGGAGGUGGUGCUGUAGACAGCAUCAUGGUCGACCUUGAGAAACCACUGAAAGAGAAGCAGAUCCGCUACAUUUGCCGUGAGAUGUGUGAGGGCCUUGCGUUUGUGCACGGCCAGCAUGUGAUCCACCGUGAUCUUAAGGCCGGAAAUGUCCUCCUCACCAUGGACGGGGCUGUCAAACUGGCUGACUUUGGUGUAUCGGCCUUCAAUGAAAGAACCAUCCAGAGAAGAGACUCCUUCAUCGGAACACCUUACUGGAUGGCGCCAGAGGUUAUACUAUGUGAGACCCUCAAGGACACACCCUACAACUACAAGGCUGAUAUCUGGUCCCUGGGCAUCACCCUCAUAGAGUUUGCCCAGAUAGAGCCGCCCAACCAUGAAAUGCACCCCAUGCGGGUCCUCAUUAAAAUACAGAAAGCAGAUCCUCCAUCGCUGGAUGACAAGAGGAAAUGGUCUGCGAAUUUCCAUGACUUCCUGAAGCGCUGUCUCACCAAGGACCCUGAACAGAGGGCUACGGCCUUGGAGCUACUACAGCACCCGUUUUUACAAAAUGUGGAAAAGAAGUCUGUGAUGGAUCUCAUCUCGGAGUCGAAGGCUGAAGUGGUGGAGACCGUAGAGGAUCUACCAGAUGAAGAAGAUAUCAAAGAGUUCAAGCGUCACAUGCAUGAGGACUCUGCUGUCGACCUGGAUAAGGUGUCCCAAGCCAGCGUGGAUUCGGACAAGAGGGAGUCUACCCCAGUCAAGGAGAUUACACCAGAGCGUAAAGCACCAACACCAGAGCCUUCCAAGGAGCGUUCACCGACCCCUGAUCGACCUAACACCCCGGACACCGAAUCGCCACGGUCCUCCGUUUCCCCAAAGAAAGCCCCAGCCCCUGCUCCACCAGGGAGCCGAGAGGGGAUACCAUCCUCCAAAGAGGGUACGCCAUCCCCGCGGGAACAGACCCCUGAGGUUAAAGACAAGGAUAGUGCUUUGCCUACAGAGGAGGUUAAAGAAAAUAAAGAGGCAAAACCUGCUGAAAAAGAUACCAGUCCAGAGAAAGACAAACUUUCUGAUGAGGAAGAGACAACUCCUGUUGAAGAUAAGGAAGAGAAAGAUCGAGUUAUGCCUGAGCCAAAGAAAUUGGAAGAUGAGGUGUCCACUAAGGGUAAAGUAUCCUUUGGUACAGAGGAAGAUGUCUCUAUAGAAACCAUUGCUCCUCCCCCUGGUUUCGUUGAGGAGGACAAGUUGUCAGAUGAAGGAUUUGGACCUAGCGCUGACGAGAAGUCAGAUACUUCAAGUCAUAAUGAAAGUCCCUCAAAGGUGACAGAAGUACAGAUUGACAUUACCCCAAUGGCCAGUGACAUCGUCGAUGACAUCAUUGAUGAAGUUCUCAAGAGCACUUCAACAGAACCUUCUGUACCAGCUACAGUGUUAGCUACUAUUGACUCAGUAAUAGAGGAACAAAUGCAAGAAGAGAGUGAUGAGCCGAAAGAAGGUGAUGUUGAAAAUGAAACUGGAAAUAAUGAAGGUAAGGGAGAAGGUGACAUUGCUAAGGAAACAAAAGAAAAGGAGAAACUGCCUACAAAAAAAAGUAGUGUGUCGGAGCUUAUAAGCAAUAUGGAGAAACUGAAGGAGGAGAAGGAAUUAGCUGAGUCAGAAAAGGGGAGUGCGAGUCCGAGGCGUAGUAGUAGUAGUGGGAGUCCACAAACUCCACGAAGCGGAACGCAGAGCCCCAAGGAGGGCAGCCUUAGUCCAAGGAAUCGGAAGCAGGUAUCUAUAGAGGAAAGGGAUGAAAAUGUUAAAGACCCUGAGGAGGCAACCGUCUCUGUGACAAGUGUGGUGAAAAAGUCAGACAGUUUUACGUCGACAUCAACUAAGAGCUCUGAAAAUGAUAAGGAAAGUCCUAAUCUUUCAAAUAAGAGUUUUGACAGAGAGAGCGAUAGUGAGAAACGUGAAAUAGAGAUUCAGUCUGUGAAAGUGAAAAUAGAUGAAGACGAAGAGCCUAUUGCUUCAUCAAAUAUUGAUGAUGUUAUAACAAUAAAUGGACAGCCAGUCCCAGUAGCAAAUACAAUAGUUCUCAAUGGCCAUGUUAGUAAAAUUAAGGACACUCCAAGAGGUGUAGACAAUGAUAUAAAGGCCAAAAGGCGAUCAGACUCACCCCAAGUUGACAGCAGAGGUAGCAGCCAAGCGCGUGAUUCUGUGCCACAAACUGAUCUUGAUACUUUCGAAACCAAAAUCACCAACAAUUUUGAACCACUCGAUGUCUCCAAUCCCGAUGAUGAUUCGUCAGAUCAGAGAUCGGAUACAGGAAGUGUAAACACGAUGGAUAGUCUUGAUCGUGAAGAACGUGAAUCACCGAGACAGCGACAGAAACCGGCGCAUAUCAGGCCACGCACUGAAAAGUCAAACAAAAGCCAAUACCGUACGCUGACAAAGGUUCGUACGUACAUGCGGGAUGGGCAAAUGGUGACAGAGCGGACGCAGAGAAUUAUAGCGGCGGGAGAGGAAAAUAGUCUUAUAAAUGAACACCUUUCAAGGAAAGCAGACUUGCGGGAACUCAAACUCCUUCAGAAGAAUGAGAACAAACAGUACCAGGACCUCAUAUACAAGGCCCAAAUGGCGCGGGAGAUGCAGGAUAAGAAGUUUGAGUCUGACAUGCAGAGUCUGGUGAAAAACUAUGACCAGGACAUGGACACCCUUACCAAACAGCAAAAACAACAAGUGGAAAAGGCAGAAAGCUCUCAGGCCGGGGACCUCAAAACCACAGCUAAGCGCAUCAAACUAGAACAGGAGAAGGAUUACCGUUUGUUCCGAGACAAGCAGAAGGAAGACAGGAAGUUGAUGCAGCGAGAGUUUGACAUGCUGGCUAAGACUGCAAAGAAGGAAGAUGUCCGCAAACGCAAGGAACACAAGGAGAUACAGUUGCAAGAAGAGGAGCGUCAGUUCCUGGAGAGCCAGCAAGAGCGAAUGGACAAACACAUGAAACAGCUAACAGAGACCCACAGACAGAAAAUAGCUAUGCUGGAGUCUCAGUUCUUACAGCAGAAACAACAGCUGCUCAGAGCACGGGAGGCUGCCAUCUGGGAGAUGGAGAAACAACAACUGCAUGAGAAACACCAGUUGGCCAAGUCACAGCUAAAGGAUAUGUUCUUCCUCAAAAGACACCAGAUGCUGACCAGACACCAGAAGGAAGUAGAGCAGAUGAAGCGUAGUAACCAGUCUAAAGAGGAAGAAAUGCAACAUCGGCACAUUCUUGAGAAGAAACGCCUUCCCAAGAUACUGAAACAGGAGUCCAAGACUCGCUCCCUCAUGUUCAAACAGAGCCUACGUCUUUCCAUUGCCGGCAACCCUGAGGAUGAGAGGUCUAAAUUGAAACAGUUUGAAGAAAAUGAGAAAAAGCGAAUGAAAACGGAGCAGCAGCGACAGGAGAACAAGCAUAAGAAACAGUGGGAGGAGCUUGUGUUCCGAAAUGAGUCCAGUCUACGGGAGCUUGAACAGCUACAGGCUGAGAAGCGUAAGAUGUUGAUGGAGCACGAGACCCAGAAGAUUAAGGAGCUGGAGGAACAGUAUUCCAACGAACUCAGGGACUGGAAAGCCAUGCUCAUUCCCAGAAAACAGCGCCUGGAAGAUGAGUUUGCAAAACAGCGCGAGGAACAGGAGAAGUUCUACGGGGCGGUUAUAAUGACUGGCGAGAGCACCUAUGGGCCUGGACCAAGGUCCAUCCCCAACAGUCUUAGACACAAACCAGACUCCCGACAUAGCACUGUUAUAUAGUACACAGACAUUCAUAUGUACAGAAGUUUGCACUCUCACACCUUAAACUUAACUAUUAGGGUGUGGAUAAAUGUGGAUCUGGUACUACUCGUGAUGACACUAACAAGUAGGGUAUUGGUCAUAGUGGUACUGGUACUACUAGGGUUUUACUUGCACCUUUGUAGAGUGUACUUCAAAUUGGAACUGGUACUUCUAGUGAUGUCACAGGCACCUUUGUCAUCAGGGUGUAUUUAAAAGUGGAACUAGUACUACCAUCAGUGGCACUUGAAAUGCGAUUAUGGUCCAUGCUAGAAUACCUAUCAUUUAGUGUGGCUUAUCUUAUGACUGUGUGGUUCUGAGACAUUUUGGAUUGUAAAGGCUGUCAUGUUUUUGUUUUAUUUAAAGCACACAUCUUAAUGGAGACAGAAAUCAUAUUAAAUUGCCUAAGAGUGAUUUUUAGGUAUACAUGUACCUAGGUCAUUAUUUUAAUUUAUAUGAGCUCUGUUAAUCUUCAUCACAUUAUAAAGCAUUAGAUAAUUAAUUAAAUGAUUAACCAUUCACUGGGAGUGCGACUUUUACAAUCGAAGGUAUUUUUAAUAUUUAUUUUGCUAUUGUCAUACGGAAAUGAAAAUAAUCAUGAACUAUAAAAAUCAUGUCAAAAGACAGGUUGGAAUUACAAUGAGGUAUCAUCACUUUCACAUAAAUUUCUCUGUCACCAGAGGAUUUGCAUUGUUUGCUAGAUUGUUUUACAGAACCAUACACGGAUUGUGUGUUUAUUUUCUGUGAUACCGGAGAAAUAAAAUGUAGACCUCAUCAGACUAUGUCUUCAGUGAAAGGUGCCGCGUGUCGACAAGUCGGUGUCUACCAAAACCAGAAGAUAGGAUAAUAUUCAUUCAGUCACACUAACCUAGAAUAAUACACAUUUUGAUUGUUAUAAUGAUAACAAUUGUCUUAUGAAAUGUUUUGAUCGUCAUUAUGAAAUAUUGAUGUUGCGUCUAUGUCUUGUGUUCUGUUAUGCUGUGCUAUUUUCCCAUUGACACAAAUGAUUUUGAAAUUUGUCUUUGGAAUGCACAAUAAUGCAAACCAGGGCUGAUUGGUCAGAACUUUCUUUAAGUUAACAAUGUGAUUUAUGACAUUGUUGUUUAUUUUAAACAUGAAAUGCACUCACAUUUUUUAAUAUAAACAAGUACAGCUGAAACAGCUGUCUAAAAUCUUGUUAGAAAUACAGCAGAUCACAAUUGUAUCCAUUAAACUUCCAGAGUAGAAACAGAAAGUUAACAAUGAUGCUGUUAACAAUGUUGUUAACUUAAACAAAGUUCUGAACAAUCCACCCCGUGUCUGUGUUGUGCUGAUUCAACGUUCAUAACAUUAUAGGGCUUAAAUGGUUGAAUGAAUAAAUUACAAGUCCUGCACAUCAAAAAUUGUUAAGUUUGUUUCUACCAUUCAUUUUAUGGUGUUAUGUUCAACUAUUUUCCGUGCCAAAUAUUCUUUUGUUUUGGCAUAAUUGUAAAUUUGUAUGCUUUAUUUCUGUCAAUCAUUGAAAUUUAAAUGACUUUUUCUUUCUUUCUUUUUUCACUCAUUUUAAUAGCUAUAAAUAAUGCAAAAUUAAAACACGCACAAAAUAGCGUAGUGAUUUAAUAUACAGUAAUCAACACUCAAUUAAGCUAUGCUUGCCAUUACUAAUCCAGCCAAUGAGUUGAUGCUUUUUAUGUCUGCAAUCUAAAAUGCAUAGGAGGCAGUUUCAGUCAGAGUUUGUGAAACAAGACGUUUUAGUACUUUCUGUCCAAAAUUGAAAAUGGGCAACAGGAAAAAAACUGUCUUGGAGACCUCCUUUUAUUAUAUAAAAUUAUAUCUCAUAUUAUUUUUCACGAUCUCUAAUUGAUACUGCCGCCUAAACCAAAAUGUAUGCUUUGAAUAAAUCCUGUAUGAGAAAAUGAACAUUCCAUGUGCUUUUAUUUCGGUGAUGCGUUGAUAUAAAUUAUGAUUGCUGAUAAGCCUUUCCAUAAGUUACAGUGAUUUUUAUAUUGCACUAUGCACAAAUUAGGAUUUAUUUUUCAAACAAUGCACACAUUAAUUAUUUAAUGCUUGUACAUGUAUAUUUAUAAUGUAAGUGUAUACUUAAAGUAGAUUGAUACAUGUUAUAUAAGAUCUUUAUGAGUGGAAUACAUUUGUCAAUUAUUUCAUGUUUUUUGCUCAAUGCUUGCAAAUUAUUAAAGUAUACAGUAAUCAUAUAGUUAUAAGAAAUUACGAGUGAAAUAUAGACUUAAGCUGUUGUUCUACAAGCCCCAAUUUCUCCAAAAGGACUUGAUGUAGCAGGCUUUGCUAUCUUGUUUCAGUUAUCCAAAUUACUGAUAGUUAGUUGAACAAGUUUCGACAACAUAAAAUAUAGUUUACCAAGGACAUUUUAAAUAAAACUCAUUUUAGAUGUCUCAACUCUCUUUAAAUAGAGAUGAUCACUCAAAUGAUUCCAUAACAGAAAUAGCAUCUUAAGGUUGAUCCUGUUAAAGGGAUUUUAGGAACCCAGCCCACAAAUAAGCUAGGUUAACUCUGAUUAACUCUGUGAAUCUUUGAAGCCCAGUGACUCCAUACAAUAUUUGUAGGGUAGUUGAUUGCUGAUUACUAGUACAUGUAUGUAAAAUAAAUAAAGUAAAUCAUACAUAGAGUUAUUACAGUUUGUAUAUUUGCUAUUUAUUGCAAGUGAAAUUUUACAUACAAUACUUAAAAAAAAAAUUGACAAUCUUUAAGGGCCAAAAGAAUCAUUCGUUAUAUUAUUUUGGGUAAAAGAUAAUUUAUUUUCGGUAAAAAAACUAACUUUUUUUUCAAACUUUCAAAUGAUUACAAAAUAAUAGUGGGUCACUAGUCAACCCAAACUCACAUCUGUGUGGUCCUUAUUGAGAAAUUGGGGCCAGGAGUUAUGAUAAAGUACUGAAUUAAUGUUAGUGUACGUGUAUAUUCACAUAAAUAUAUCUAAAAAUUAAGCAGAGUUUAUGUCUACCCCUCUCCCUAUGUUCAAAUCAGUCUUUCAUUGUAGAGGAAGAAGCAAUGUAUAAAUUGUACGUAAAUUUAUUUUUUGUUGUGUAAUAUUGUGUAUGUAGAAUAUAAAUUAUAUUUUAGCUACUGUUGUUACAUUAUGUUGUUGUUGGCCUAAUUUAAGUAUAAACUAGGUAGGUACCUACUGAUGCAUUUUUGCAUUGAUCACAUUUUCUAGUUUCUACCAGUAAUUUUGUUCCAUAAUUCAUUCCCAGUUAAAUGAAAACCAAUUUCCCAGUACGUAGAAUUCAAAGCUUAAAACUUCUACCAUGUAAUGGAAUUAGCAGAUUUAGACAUCACUUUCAUCAACAUUUUUUAAAUAUGUAUUUUUAAUGGCAAACUAUGUUCUGAACAUAUAUUUUUUAAUUUGACUAAUAUUUUUGGCAUUUCCUAAAAAUUAACUUGUAAUCAGUAUAAUAAAUGAGAAAAAAAUGCAUAAAACUUUUUAUUGAAUGUGUACUGUACAGUACAUAUAUUCAAAGCAAAACAAGAUUUGUCAGCAAGCCCGAUAGUUAAACACACAUUUACUUUUUAUAGUGCUAGGAAGUUGACAGUCAGCAAUGUUGUCAGAGUUUGAUAUUAUGACUAGUUUAAUACAAUAAUGCUUGUUUUUAGAUGACUGUAAUUUUUUAUGGAGAAGCAUGACACAAAUAUUAGUUUAUCGUUUUUUUAAUUGCUUGUAAGGUUUUCACUUACUUUCACUGCUCAAAGAGGUGAAUUUUAAACCAAUAGCAAUGUAUUGACCCCUUCUCUGUGUUGAUGCAACCAAGAUAAGCGAGCGUAAUUGUUCAAUUUUAACCUAAACUUCACUCAUCGUGUAUGUUAUUUUGUUCAUUGUGCAUUGUGCUAAAUAUGACAUGCAUCAAAUGUAUUGAUAUAUCAAUUGAACAAAUUAUUAAGUCCAGAAAACUGUUUGAUUUCCUUAUCAAAAAUUAUUUUUGUCUAGUUUAUUCAGGUUCCCCCGGUCUUGGCAGAGCUGCUUAUCGAGCGGUUCAUUUGUAUGAAAAACUAUUCAGUAUAAACAGAGCUUAUUUCUCUUCCCUACAUAUUCAAAUCAUUUAGUAAACGAUUGAAUCUGAAUGUUUAAUUGGUAUAAAUGUUGUUUCUCAUUUCAGAGUAUGAUAUAAAAGUUGAUGAAUU
Molecule: messenger RNA, 8463 nt
Organism: Mya arenaria
Lineage: Eukaryota; Metazoa; Mollusca; Bivalvia; Myida; Myidae
Product: serine/threonine-protein kinase 10-like
Exons: 20
Coding region: 217-4314 (1365 amino acids)
Biological process (GO): protein phosphorylation
Molecular function (GO): ATP binding; protein serine/threonine kinase activity
Source: RefSeq, a predicted model, not a curated record